AUGUCGAAGCCAGACUCAUCAACAGUAGCGUACCCCACGCCCCCGCCAUCCGCGCACAGCUCGCCACUACCAACCCCCACCUCCCUCCCAGACCUAGCGCUUGAUCACAACGCGUUCCCGCACCUCCUGGACGCGGUGAUCGCCGCCGCCCCACCCGCCUCGCUGUUAGCCCUCCGCGCGACCUCACGAGCAUGCUACGCCGCCGCGACACGGCGGCUGUACGCUCACGUUGUGGUGAGCGGCCACACGCCGCUGUCGUCCAUCACCCUCCGCACGCCUGGUGAUGUGGGCAGCCUCACGCUCGGCGGCGUCGGGUGGGGCGCGCACAACGAGGUCGACCCCGAGAUCAAGCCGCUCAUAUGUGCGCAUACGCGCGUGCUUUCGCUCGCGUCGCACGUCGACGAGCGGAUACUCGACGGCUUGGCGGGCUUGUUUGAGGCGCGGCCGACUAUCCGCGUCUUGUCGCCUGCGUUCGGGACGCGGCUGGGCAUCCUCGCCGCCUCGGCACCUUCGAUAGUCAUCUUCGCGCCCCUCCUCGAGCUCUGCCACCUGCCUAUUCCGCUCGCACUGCCACGCUUCACCGAGCGCAUGGUGCUCAACAUAUCGUUCAGCGAGGACACGGCGGCGCGUGCAAGAAAACCUGCCACCGGGUGGGUGCUAGCGCGGCUCGCAGAAGCGCACGGGGUCAAGGAGCUCGUGGUGGUCUUUACACGCACUCCCGCAGCGUCACAGCGUCACGCGAGCCCGCUGUCCGGGUGGUGGAGCGACUCGGGGCUGCGACUCGGCCUGCUCGACCACGUGAUAGGCUCGAUCGCCGCCCAGGUCCGCUGGACGCGGUGUACGUUCGUCGACUUGGCCGAGGUCGACCCCGAGAUCGUCGGCCUCGUGCCAGGCGUCCCAGGCACCGAGGUAGUCAAGGCUGUUCAGCAUGUAGUGGACGCUGCUAUCUCUGACGCGGUGACGAAGAGUAUCGUGCUCGCUGCGCCAAGAGACUCGGGGCUCGUGCCCCUCGACCAUGGGGAGAUGAGGGCGAGGGUACGCUACUUGACGCGGGAGGAGUACCACGCCGACGUGGGUGCGGAGCGGUAUGCACUCGAGGCUGACGAGGAGGUCGGCUUGUUGUAG
Molecule: messenger RNA, 1125 nt
Organism: Vanrija pseudolonga
Lineage: Eukaryota; Fungi; Basidiomycota; Tremellomycetes; Trichosporonales; Trichosporonaceae
Exons: 1
Coding region: 1-1125 (374 amino acids)
Source: RefSeq, a predicted model, not a curated record